GAAACAGACUGCCCAAACACAGAGCGAUAAAAGAAGUAAAACAACCAACAUAAGAAUGCAGGGAGACAAGAAUCCCAUGUAUAUGGAGCAGUCUCUAGAGAAUGGGCAAAUUCCUCAGGACAUAGAUGACGAUGGUCGAGAGAAGAGAAUCGGGACGUUGGUGACGGGAAGUGCACACAUAAUAACGGCCGUGAUAGGGUCGGGGGUGCUAUCGUUGGCAUGGGCUAUAGCUCAGCUCGGUUGGGUCGCCGGUCCGGCCGUUCUCACGGCGUUUUCUUUCAUCACCUACUUCACCUCCACCUUGCUCGCCGACUGCUACCGCUUUCCCGGCCCUGCCGCCGGCAAGAGGAAUUACACUUACAUGGACGUCGUCCGAUCUCACCUCGGAGGAGCAAAGGUGACACUCUGUGGGCUGGCGCAGUAUACAAAUCUCAUAGGAGUUACUAUUGGGUACACUAUCACUGCCUCUAUAAGCAUGGUGGCUGUGAAGAAGUCAAAUUGCUAUCACAAAAACGGGCAUGGAGCUGCAUGCGGGGUAUCGAACUACCCAUAUAUGAUAAUAUUUGCAGCAAUCGAGAUUGUUCUGAGCCAGAUACCCAAUUUCCAUGAGCUCUCAUGGCUUUCUAUUUUAGCAGCUGCCAUGUCUUUUGCUUACUCAUCUAUUGGCCUUGCCCUCUCCAUUGCCAAAAUUGCAGGUAACGGGCAGAAAGUAAAGACAACCCUAACGGGAGUGACUAUCGGAGUAGAUGUGUCAGGAAGUGAGAAAGUAUGGAGAACCUUCCAAGCCAUUGGUGACAUUGCCUUUGCUUAUGCUUACUCAACCGUCCUCAUCGAGAUACAGGACACAUUGAGAGCACACCCACCAGAAAACAAGGUAAUGAAGAAAGCCUCUCGAAUUGGUGUUUCCACAACAACCUUAUUCUACGUUCUAUGCGGCUGCGUUGGAUAUGCGGCAUUUGGGAACGAUGCUCCUGGGAACUUCCUCACUGGUUUCGGCUUCUACGAACCCUUUUGGCUAAUCGACUUCGCCAACAUUUGCAUCGCCAUUCAUCUUAUUGGAGCUUAUCAGGUUUUCUGUCAACCAGUAUUCAGCGUUGUGGAGUCGAGUUGCAACCGUCGAUGGCAGGACAACAAAUUCAUAACGACCGAGCAUUCCAUGAAGGUUCCUUACUUUGGCACUUACUCCAUCAACUUCUUUAGACUUGUCUGGAGGACGUGCUAUGUUAUAGUCACGGCCGUGGUAGCGAUGAUAUUCCCUUUCUUCAAUGACUUCUUGGGGUUGCUCGGGGCAGCCUCGUUCUAUCCUCUCACCGUCUACUUCCCCAUUGAGAUGCACAUCGCCCAGGCAAAGAUCCCCAAGUAUUCAUUUCGAUGGGUAUGGUUGAAAAUCUUGAGCUGGACUUGUUUGAUUGUAUCGCUUGUUGCUGCCGCUGGAUCAAUUCAAGGCCUUGCAUCUGAUGUCAAGACAUACAAACCUUUCAAGUCCAAAUGAGUAACUAUUGUAACUUCUAUUAAACUAUGAAAUUGUAAUAUUUUUAAAUAAAGAACUAGUUAAAUAGUAGUCAAUGGGUCAUGUGUAGUUAUGCAAUGUGAAAUUUAUGGAACAGAACAGAACUAGUUAAUUAGUAGUACCGAGUAGGUGAGUAUGCAAGAAUUUGAAGAAGUGGAAUGUGGCAUGUGAAGGUUCUCUUAUUUAAUUAGUAAGAAAGAUCUUAAAAAGGUAUCAAAUACUUCAUAUGAUU
This is a messenger RNA of Cuscuta epithymum, 1742 nucleotides long. Lineage: Eukaryota; Viridiplantae; Streptophyta; Magnoliopsida; Solanales; Convolvulaceae. The record is from the annotation of a GenBank genome assembly.